Siniperca chuatsi (mandarin fish) is the source of this 2338-nucleotide messenger RNA. Its product is annotated as glucose-induced degradation protein 8-B homolog. Gene Ontology annotation, biological process: proteasome-mediated ubiquitin-dependent protein catabolic process; positive regulation of canonical Wnt signaling pathway. The transcript has 5 exons. Gene Ontology annotation, cellular component: cytoplasm; nucleus. The coding region runs from base 217 to 906 and encodes 229 amino acids. Gene Ontology annotation, molecular function: protein binding. The record is from RefSeq and is a predicted model, not a curated record. Lineage: Eukaryota; Metazoa; Chordata; Actinopteri; Centrarchiformes; Sinipercidae.
CCAAUCGAAGAGCUCGCAGGACUGGCGUUCCUAUCGCGAGAUUAUCACAUUAGCUUGGUUAGUUAGCUAGCCGCGAAAAGCUUGACCGUGUACCCGCAGUUUUACAUCUUUAUUCUUCUUAAAGCACAGAGAGGACUGCGCGUUGCUGUUUGAUUAUUGUCUUCUCACGCCUGCAAGAAAGGAUAAUCGCCGGGCCUUGUGUUUGCACGGAUCCCAAUGAUGAGUUAUGCUGAAAAGCCAGAAGACAUCACAAAAGAAGAGUGGAUGGACAAAUUAAACAAUGUGCACAUACAGAGGGCGGACAUGAAUCGGCUCAUUAUGAACUACCUGGUGACAGAGGGAUUCAAAGAGGCUGCAGAGAAGUUUCGGAUGGAGUCUGGGAUCGAGCCAAGUGUGGACCUGGACUCUUUGGAUGAAAGGAUAAAGAUUAGAGAGAUGAUCCUGAAGGGACAGAUUCAGGAAGCUAUUGCACUCAUCAACAGCCUACAUCCAGAGCUGCUUGACACCAAUCGAUACUUGUAUUUUCAUCUGCAGCAACAACAUUUGAUAGAGUUAAUUAGACUAAGGGAGACUGAGUCAGCGCUGGAGUUUGCCCAGACACAACUGGCCGAGCAGGGGGAGGAGAGCCGUGAGUGUCUGACAGAGAUGGAGAGAACACUAGCUCUUCUGGCCUUUGACAACCCAGAAGAGUCGCCCUUUGGAGACCUGCUCAACAUGAUGCAGCGGCAAAAGGUGUGGAGCGAGGUGAACCAAGCUGUGCUGGACUAUGAAAACAGGGAGUCGACGCCCAAACUGGCUAAACUCCUGAAGUUACUGCUGUGGGCACAGAAUGAGCUGGACCAGAAGAAGGUGAAAUAUCCCAAAAUGACUGACCUUAGCACGGGCACCAUCGAGGACCCGAAGUGAACAUAACAGACAAGAACAACCUUCCACGUCCCCUUAAUUUAUGAUCAGUCAGUGACUGUGUGACAACCAGGUAACAUAUAUGUAUAAACAAAUUCUACAUUGUGUUUUUCUUGUUUCAUUCAUGAGAGGUAAGAAUUAACUCAUUGUGCAAACUGUAAAUUGCUGUAUUUGCAAAUUGACAGAAAUUAUUUAGUUUAAAUACUGAUCCUGGGUUUUUAGAUAGAUCUUGGAAACAAAAUUCAAAUUGCUGUUUUAUAUUUUUUCUUUGUAAAGCCUAAGCCGGUAGUAUUAUUUAUUGUGACCAUUUUCCCCACCAACUGUUUAUUUAGCCAGAAAGAGAGUUAAUGGUAUAAAUAAACAAUAUUAAUACUGUGGCGUGUGUGGAGCCAAAAGCUAAGCUCCCCAGGAUGGAGGGGAGCACAACUGUAAAGGUUUAAACUUUGAAACAGCGGUUGUGUUUAGAUUGAGAUGACACACUGCAAGAAAUAAGUUUAAAAUUAGAAUUUCAUACACAAAAUGUAAGUAUUUUUCAAUUAAAUGGAAAGAUACAGUUUAUUAAUGUAAUAUAGUUUUAAUUAAUUAAUAUAAUAUUUUAUGAUUUUAUUUAGUAUGAUGUUUGCGAUUUUGAAUCAGCCACUUGCUUUCUACACCUUGAAAUUUGAUUGUAUUACAAUUACCUUUACAAUGUUGUCCAUGGGAAGAACUGCCUUGCAAAAUUAUCAUUUCACGUGUGUGUUUUGAGAGGGUGAAGUACGUCCUGACUGACGGUUUGAAAUCAGAGAUGGCUUUCUGACUGAGUUUAGCCCUCUAGGCCUUUUCUGAGCUUACAGUAUGUUAUGUUUGGUUUAAUGUUACAGAGGGUUGAGGUUAGGAUCAUGUUCUGCCAAUCCCAUUGAUGGAGGGAGGAUUUAUACACUGCUUGAGGAAAAAGGGCUGCUCCGAUCAAGUAAUGCCAAUUACGAAUUACGGCAACUCUAGUUUGAAAACGCUCCUAUUUAAAAUCUAUUCAGACUGGAACUGAUUCUUUUGUUCAUUGGCACUGUUUUGGUAAUUAAUAACAAUGAUCAAAAGCAUUGACAUUUAGAAUCUGAACAGGCAUAUUGAAAAGGGUCACACAACUCGCUGUCCAUUUUGCCACUUUUAAAGCUGUUAGUAUUUUCACUUUAACUGCAUGUAAGUGUAUCUGUUUUUUCUUCAAUGGGGAAAGGCACUUGUGCUCGUUUUAUUUUGUUUGAUUUGUUUACUUUUAUAUAAAAACAAACAAACUUGCUGCUAGUUGUCCAUCCUUAAUUUCUUUUAAGGUUGUAUCGUCUUUAUAGAUAUUGGCUUUGACAAAUACUGAGACCCAGAGAGCUCACAUCCCUUUUAUUAUUCAACAUUUUUAAGAUCAGAUUUGCAAUUAUUAAAAUAAACAAAACUUUUGUGAACCAUA